Musa acuminata AAA Group (dessert banana) is the source of this 1996-nucleotide messenger RNA. RefSeq names its product protein DETOXIFICATION 16-like. The record is from RefSeq and is a predicted model, not a curated record. Gene Ontology annotation, cellular component: membrane. Gene Ontology annotation, biological process: xenobiotic detoxification by transmembrane export across the plasma membrane. Bases 284 to 1759 code for a protein of 491 amino acids. Gene Ontology annotation, molecular function: xenobiotic transmembrane transporter activity; antiporter activity. Lineage: Eukaryota; Viridiplantae; Streptophyta; Magnoliopsida; Zingiberales; Musaceae. The transcript has 8 exons.
CUUGUCACUGCGGUAGCGUCCAACGUGAGGACUGGAGAUCCCAUCUCCACUGUCUUCCACUACCGGCCAUACGAAUGGAAGCAGCUGCCCGGCUCAAGUGGGACCUACAUGCGGCGUCACCGCUUCGUCCGUUCAACAAGGGAGGUUGAAUUUAUCGGGUACGUCGAAAUCGACUAGGCGGAUCGAUCGCACUCCCUUCCCUUCCCAAGCGGCUCCGGUCGUCCUCCAUCUACUUUAAAGAGGACGCCUCCUGCGGAGAGAGGGGAGGAAGAAGCACAAGAGAAUGGAGAAGCCAGGCCUGGAUUCGCCUCUGAUCCCAGGCCACACCGAAGUCCUUGUCUCUGGUGCUGAUGUGGUGAACGAAGCAGGCCUGAAGAGUGACGGAGAGUUCUUCGCCGAGAUCAAGAGGCAACUCUGCUUGGCGGGGCCGCUAAUAGCAUCGAGCUUGUUGCAGAACAUUCUUCAGGUCAUAUCAGUCAUGUUCGUUGGCCAUCUUGGGGAGCUUGCCCUCUCUGGUGCUUCCAUGGCGACCUCCUUCGCUGGGGUCACUGGCUUCAGCUUCUUGUUGGGGAUGAGUACUGCAUUGGAUACAAUGUGUGGACAAGCCUUCGGAGCAAAACAGUACCACAUGCUUGGCAUACACAUGCAGAGAGCCAUGCUUGCCCUAACACUAGUAAGUCUUCCUGUUGCUGUGAUCUGGUCCUACACAGGUUCGAUUCUCAAACUAUGCGGGCAAGAUCCGGAGAUUGCAACCGAAGCUGGAUUGUAUGCUCGGUGGAUGAUUCCCACCAUUUUCGCAUAUGGACUCCUACAGUGCCAUGUUAGGUUCCUGCAGACCCAGAACAUUGUCUUCCCUAUGAUGCUGAGCACCGGCGUCACAGCUCUGUCGCACGUUCUUGUGUGUUGGCUUCUGGUGUUCAAGUCUGGCCUCGGAAGCAAAGGUGCAGCUGUGGCAAACUCCAUCUCUUACUGGACAAAUGUGCUGCUGUUGGCACUAUAUGUAAGGCUAUCUCCUGCCUGCAAGAAGACUUGGAUUGGCUUCUCGAGAGAGGCUUUACAUGACAUGUCCACCUUCAUCAAACUGGCUGUUCCAUCAGCUACUAUGGUCUGCUUUGAAUUCUGGUCAUUCGAGUUGCUCGUGCUUCUCUCGGGCAUUCUUCCAAAUCCAAAGCUAGAAACAUCAGUUUUGUCGAUAAGCCUCAAUACUGCUUCCAUGGUGUUCAUGGUCCCUUUUGGCCUUGGUGCUGCAGUAAGUACACGCGUUUCAAAUGAACUUGGUGCUGGCCAUCCACAAGCUGCAAGCUUAGCAGUAAAGGUGGUGGUAUUCCUGGCCAUCACAGAAGGAUUGAUAGUGGGCUUAACCAUGAUUCUGGCGCGAGGCAUUUGGGGUUAUGCAUACAGCAACGUGGAAGAAGUCGUAAGAUAUGUGGCCAUUAUGAUGCCAAUCCUCGCAACCUCAAACUUGCUGGAUGGAAUGCAAUGUGUGCUCUCAGGUGUUGCCAGAGGAUGCGGGUGGCAAAAGAUUGGUGCUUUAGUUAAUCUUGGAGCUUAUUACAUUGUUGGCAUUCCUUCGGCUCUCCUUCUCGCGUUUGUCCUCCAUGUUGGAGGAAAGGGACUUUGGAUGGGAAUAAUAUGUGGCCUCUUUGUACAAGUGCUGCUCUUUUCGGCCAUUGCCUAUUGCACUAACUGGGAGAAAGAAGCUAGGAAGGCGAAGGACAGAGUGAUCAACUCCACCGUUCCCAAAGACACUGCAACAUGAUGGCAUGAUCAUGUGAAGCUCCUGAAGCUUCUGGCCGUCAGAACUGCAAUGAGAAGCAGAGAGGAGAAUGCAAUUGUUACAGUAUGGCACCAGAAAAAUUGUUGAAAAUAACAUGAAACUAUUGUUUGGUGCAUCUCUAUUUUCAUGAAUAUUUUCGACUUCUCUUUGUUGUGAAGUCCAUUUUUCAUUUUGUCUUUUACUUUCCGCCUUUAAAGUACUAAGUUGAUCGACUAUUAA